GAGUACAGUACCUUUUGUUCGCUGGAAAUGUCCACUCUUUCAAUAUACAGAGGAUCAGAAUUCCUAGCCUCAGGCAUCAGCCAUGAUCUCAUGAGGUUUGUCAAAAAGGUCUCGGAAGCCAAGAGCAAGGCAGAGGAAAGAGAUCAUAUACAUAGUGAACUAGAAUACAUAAAGUCCAGAAUAGGUUUGCCAGACGUUUCUUCGUCGAAAGUGAAGGAGUAUUUGAUUCGGCUUAUUCACUGUCAUAUGAUGGGAUACAAUGUGGAUUUCGGUUUGAUCUAUGCUAUCAUGAUCACACAGAGCGGAGAGUCCAUAGCUGAUCGACGCGUUGGAUAUCUUGCCUCAACGCUGUUCAUUGAAAACGACAACGAAUUGGCCAUCAUGCUGACCAACACUCUGCAAAGGGACCUACAAAGUGCAAAGUUUCAGGACAGGUGUGCAGCUUUAGUGGCCAUUAGCAACAUUCGACAGCAGGAAAUCGUCAAAGCAGUAGUGGAUUUGGUGAUAAUCAAUACGGAUUAUCAAAAAGAAACCGUACGAAAAAAGGCAUACAUUGCACUGUAUUGGCAGCUGGAAAUAGACCCACAGUUACAAGAUCAGCUUUUACCCAUCUUAGAAAAGGGCCUGGUCGAUAAGGAUCCAAGUGUUUUAGGUGCAGUUAUUGGAAUAUGGAGGAAUCUGAUAAAGAAAACACCAGCGCUAUAUGAAGAGGCUUUACCCGCUAUCAUCAACCACUUAAGGUAUAUCCUUGGUGGAAAGCUACACAAGUCUUUUGACUAUCAUGGAACGUCGUCACCAUGGGUCCAGAUGCACUGUAUCGAGAUCUUGGAAAUCGUGCAAAGUGCUGGACUGGGGUCUACCAGUGAAAUUGCGCAGAUCGUCAUGGACACUCUGCGUGCCGCUGAGAAAGGAGUCGAUGCUUCAUUUGCGAUUAUAUACCAGUGCGUUCGAGUUUUGAGCAAAAUCCCAUCGCACUAUGUUUCCGAAUUCAUAGAGGAGGGGAAAGAGCCUUUUCGGGCGGUACAGCGGUUUGUGGCAGCUCAGAAUCAUAUAUUGAAAUAUUUGGGACUACGGUGCCUGUCAUUAAUGGACGACGAAUUUUGGAAUGAAGAGUGGCGCGAUGGCAAAGUCAUCUCGGAGGCUAUUGCCAUAUCGAAUGGAGAUGAGACCUUGGUCGAUGAGGCAAUGCACCUAAUAGAGCGCAUUGCGACGAGCGAGGUUAUCUUUAACAUUCAGGAAAAUUGUCUGAUCGCCAUGUCAAGCUCGGCACUGCAAGGCACGCCGUUUCACGCCAAACUCUGUGGGUGGUAUGCAAAGCAAAUUGAGGAUCAUUGUACCGACACCGACUGGUACUUGGAACUUAUGUUGCAAGUUAUCAUUGAGUCUGGGAGAUCUCUACCAGAAAAAUAUGUUGACGACUACUGCGCUCGGUUUGGAUCAGGUAACGUAUUCUCCAAUCAAUUGUAGAUAAAUGUUUAACAUGCUUUGAACCAUUACAAGUUUUGCAAACAUCCCACUCAAUCUCGUUGGUUUAUCAGCGAUCUAUGAUGAUAUAAAUAAUACACAAUUCCGCACAAAGGCCGUCGACAUAUUUUACAAGCUGCUCAAAAGAAAGAAUUCACCAACCAUACCCAGACCGCUUCUGAAAA
Molecule: messenger RNA, 1649 nt
Organism: Umbelopsis ramanniana AG
Lineage: Eukaryota; Fungi; Mucoromycota; Umbelopsidomycetes; Umbelopsidales; Umbelopsidaceae
Exons: 9
Coding region: 28-1467 (479 amino acids)
Biological process (GO): intracellular protein transport; receptor-mediated endocytosis
Cellular component (GO): AP-4 adaptor complex; membrane coat
Molecular function (GO): cargo adaptor activity
Source: RefSeq, a predicted model, not a curated record